AAAAAAAAAAGAAGAAGCUGUUAUACAAAUCUUCUGUAUCUAUAUAUAUAUAUAUAUCAUCACACACAUAUCACAUAGCCGAAAUCAAUGGCGAUAUUAUAUUCUCAAAUCAAGCUCCGUCUCCUAUUAAUCCUUGUAACUCUAACCAUAUUCCAAUACGGCUCAGCCGCCAAAAUUCACAUACCUGAUGAGCUAGAUGACGUGGCAGACGAUGAAGAAGACGAAGCAUGGAAAGAAUGGGGACAGAAAAAGAAGAAAGUUACUUUUGAUCCGCCGCCAGAUUAUUUUUCCGAUAUGGAUUUUAACAAGAUGCAAGAUGAGAUGAUGAAACGACAGACUGGUCCGUCGUUUGGGUUCGUUAAGCUUCGGUUAGGCGUUCGUCGAACUCCGGAUAUGAUAACAGAGAUUGCUAUGAAAUGGAGCAAAAUUGCAAGAACAGGAGCCAUAGAGGUCAAAUUUAUGGGUGUUGAUGUGAGCACAAUCAUGUUUACUUUGGAAAAGGGCCAAGACACUCUAGAGCUAAAAGAAUUUAUACUAAGCCAACCAGAAGCAUAUGAGAUUAAGAUUGGGGAUCGGCUUUUCAGAAGACCAGGAGAUCCUCCAUUCGACGAUGUUUUUGCUGAACUCCAUGCCAAAAACAACAAUGAAGAAGGUCAUGCUCACCCUUCAGUUGAAGAUCACGAGAAAGAUGAGUUAUAAUCAAAUGUUACGAAAAUUUAUUUUUUCCUCCUCUGGACAUGAAUGCUAGAUAUCUUUGCAAACAACUAAAAUUACUUGAGUUAUUCACAUUCAUGACUUCUCAUGAUCCCAAAAAGCAUUACUUAUAGUUA
Messenger RNA from Erigeron canadensis, 830 nucleotides. RefSeq lists its product as uncharacterized. The coding region runs from base 88 to 699 and encodes 203 amino acids. The record is from RefSeq and is a predicted model, not a curated record. The transcript has 3 exons. NCBI's taxonomy places the organism in Eukaryota, Viridiplantae, Streptophyta, Magnoliopsida, Asterales, Asteraceae.